UCUUCCGCUGUACUUCCGGGUGGACUGUCAUGGCGGCGCCCUGCUGUAGCUGAAGCCCACAGACUCAGGCGAGACAAACAGCCCGUCUGGAAGACUAACCCUCCGCCAUGAAGUUGAAAACCCUGAUGACGUGGAACCUGCGGGUGUCCGCGGUCUACGCCGUCGGUAUCUGGACCAUGCUCGGGUCCUACUCGUACUACAGGUACAUGCGACCCAAGGACGACACGCCAGAGGUUCUUCAACAGCCACGGGAUCCGAACGAGCACGUGCACGAGACGGCCCACUCCAAAACGGUCAUCAUCUACAAGAAAGACUUUGUCCCGUACACCACGAGGAUCUACAACUUCCUCCGACCCGUCAGCGGGGAACCCGGGAGCGGAGACGGCGACAAGUGACCACGUCUACGCCACUUUUUUAUUAUCAACUAUGAACGGAUGCUUUCGUGUGAGGAGAUCCUCUUUAUUUAUAGAAUUCAAUUCUAUGACUGAGGUAACGUGUAAAUAAACAGAGUCUCCUCGUCUUGUGAGAUGCUGUUAUAAAUGCUAUGUGCUGCUAAAGACAUGAGCAAUGUUUGUGGGGUUAACUCUGCGUCAGGGCGGAUUCAUCCAUCUCUGGGAAAUACACAAAGAGCACCAUUGUGUUUGCAGGCCACGUACCCAUUGAUGCAACAACGCGCUGAACCCCAUCGUCAUGUUGUUAAACUCACACUUGGGUUGUUGUAUCAACUCUCACUGUUUGUUAUUACAUUGACGUAGUAUUUCAAGUCAGAUGCUUUACUGAAGUGAGGGAUGAAAUACCACUCUGUAAAGAAUAACUCCAUUAUAAGUGAAGGGCCUUCAAAACUUUUACAAAAGUAUAAUGAGCUUAGUCAAGUAUUUUCCCUGAACCCUAAAGCCAGUGAGCCCCAUACACUCUGAACCCAGAGGGACUGAGCUGGACUAAGGGGCGAUUGUAAACGUAUGAUGUACAAUUGAAGGAAUUUUUAAAACACCUACUUGCAGGCUUAUGCCAUUUGAAUUUCAAAUAUUGUUUUUACAGUUCAUCAUCCAAACUGACAAUUAAAUAUUUGAGUAAUAAAUGAGUAAAUAUCUGA
Messenger RNA from Gasterosteus aculeatus aculeatus (three-spined stickleback), 1093 nucleotides. RefSeq names its product small integral membrane protein 26. The record is from RefSeq and is a predicted model, not a curated record. NCBI's taxonomy places the organism in Eukaryota, Metazoa, Chordata, Actinopteri, Perciformes, Gasterosteidae.